ACAAUUGCAUUUCCGGUUUGCGUAUAACCGAUAAAUGUAAUAGCGUACACAAACUUGCCUCGCCCAAGAAUUUUAUUGGGUCCAUAAAAAAUAAUUAUCUAUGCUGAUUGGACUAUCAACAAAGACCUUAAAGAGAAAAAGAGCUAAUUUGCAGAGGCUGUUUUCUAUUUUGCUGCUCAUGUGAAUGAUGCCUGGUGUGUCACGUGGAGAGAUGAAUGGUGGAUACAGAGACUUUGAGCAUGGGCACCUUCGUAGUAGCUCAUAUGCCAAUGGAUAUAAUCCAUAUGGAAAGGAAAACUAUGGUGGUCCACAACGAAGAUAUAAUGGUGCAGAGGAUUUAGAGCACAACAGUUUUGAAAUGCGUGAAGGGAGAGACCCGACAUAUGAGGUGGAUCACCUGGCCACCUACACAAAUAAAUCAGGCAUAACAAACCCGGAGGAUGGUCUCACAAAGCUCAAGCAGAUGGAGAGUACGACGGGGAUCUGGACGAUGCGAUGUUCACUGAUCAUUGAACGCUUUCACAUUGUGAUCAUUGACAAGGGAAAUGGAGAUGAAUUGGAGCGGUUCCCCAUGGCAAAUGUGUACGAGCCGACGGCAGUGCUGAAAAAUGACAACAAGGAAACCUACAACAAUCUGCUCCUGUUCACUAUCCUUGAUGAUCCUCGACGCAAGAACAGUUCCUCAGAUAUGCAUAUAUUCCAGAGCAUCAACGCACCAGCACACAACAUUGUAGACGAGAUCCUCAGAGCAAAGGGGGACAGUGCCGGUAGACGAGAGCCAGAAGCCUUCAUACCACCGCCGCCAAGAGUGCCUGCACCAGAGCCUCCAUAUAUCGGUAACAGUGCACACAACUCUAGCUUUGGUGAGCCUUCCGGUCCUUAUCCCGGGCCGGAGGUUCUUCCGAUAGAGGCUAGCCUAAAACAAACCCGUAUAGGUGACAACAGUUUCAGUGAAUCACGCAGAUUCAACGAUGCAAGUCGUAGCACGGGGGCGUACCUUGGUGGAGGUGGGGUGUUGUCGCAGACCAGGGCUGGGUAUGCGUACAGAGACGACAUGGACAGUGGCCAGAACGAGGUGCUCGAAAGAGACGUGCAAUUACUGAACAACUGUUUUGACGACAUAGAGAAGUUUGUGUCCCGCCUGCAGCAAGCGGCUGAGGCUUACAAGGAACUGGAGCGAAGACGUAAUGAGAGAGGUGGGGGCAAGAAGAAGAAAGCCAUUAGCGGAGAUGGCAUGCUAACGAUGAGAGCCAGGCCUCCGCCAGCAGACGACUUUGUAGACAUCUUCCAGAAAUUCAAGUUUGCCUUCAAUUUGCUGGCUAAACUGAAGGCCCACAUUCACGACCCAAACGCUCCCGAGCUUGUGCACUUCCUGUUUACCCCUCUGAGCCUCAUCUACGAGGCAAGUCGUGACCCGAUUCAUGGAGGUCGUGACCUCGGUGUGGAGGCUGUGGCACCGUUACUUCUACCAGAGGCAAAACAACUCCUCACCAAUUGCUUGACGUCUAAGGAGCUUGAACUGUGGACCAGACUUGGCAGGCCCUGGACACUGGUCAAAAAUGAAUGGAAUGGACCAGUCCCCAACUAUAAUCCUCGAUUUUACAACGGCUGGAUGCCGUCGCCACAGCUUGUUGACGAGGUGAACGCUCCUGGUGGAGGCUUCAGGGAAGACCAGAUCCUCAGAACAAGCGAGCGAGUACCAUACCUUGAUGCCAGACGUGAUGAUCCACGUAGAGAUGACCCACGCAGAGAUGACCCAUACCGGGAUACCCGCAGGGACGACCCAUAUAGCAGAAGAGAAGAGCCCUUAAGAGACACCCGUAGAGAGGACCCGUAUAGGAGGGAGGACCCAUACAGAGAUACACGCAGGGACGACCCAUACAGAGAUACACGCAGGGACGACCCAUAUCGUGACACGCGUAGGGAAGAACCUUACCGUGAAUCUGCAAGGGAUGACCCAUACAGCAGGGACAUUCGCAGGGAGGACCCGUAUAGAGACACAAGAGAGCCUGCAGCAUAUUCCAAGUCCAUUCCAAGGCGUGAUGAACAGGAACAUGACAAUUACCCAACACCCACACCUGCUCCCUACAGAGUCGAGGAAUCGAAAGAUUUCUAUUCCACAUUUUGGGAGAAACGAACACCGCGGGAUGUCGCGCCACCAGCACCAAAAACUCGUGCAGAACUGAACCUUGCCUUUGCGCAGGAUCUUAAGCGCAUGGGAGCUACGAUAUACGAGGCAGGCCAUGAGAGGCAGGGCAAGAAUCCCAAGGAGUUGACAGUGGAAAAGGGAGACAUUCUGCAGGUAUUAGACAAGUCCCGUAACUGGUGGAAGUUGAAGAACUUCAAUGGAGAAAGCGGCUACGCACCAUAUACCAUUCUCAAGGAGUUCCAGGGAGGUGAUGCAUAUGACCAUAAUUCAAGUGACAAACGUAGACUGAGUGGUGAUUACAACAGCGGGUUUAUAAAUGGAGGAGGACCUCCCCCUGCCCCACCAAUUAUGGGCGGUCUAGGCAGAUCAACCAAUCGCAAUGAAGAGCCUGGUAGUCGACAGAGACGCCCCUCUGAUAACCAACUGGCCCGCCCACUGACUCCACCCCCUGGUGACCAGCGCAACACGAGGAUGGGCCCGCAGGGUAAGGCAGACAGAAACAAGUACACGCCAGAGUUGCAGAACGAGCUCCGUAGCAAGAUCAGCCUGUCCAAUGACAGCAGGUCAGGAGGUGGCAGCUCCCCCAGGGACCCACCCCCUAGAGAGCAGCCUCCCCGAAGCCCCACCAUGGGUUUCAGGGCUCCCCACAACCCGCCAGAGCCCAGGUCCCGCAGCCCGGUUCCCACUCCUGUGUCCCCUAGGAACAUCUUGUCUAUAUCACAGUACACAACCUCUGAUGAAGUGAGGGACUGGAUGCAGCAGAAAGGCUUUGCAAAAAGGACCAUUGACAACCUGCGUGGCUACAGUGGUCUUGACCUGUUCAACACAGACCGGUCCGAGCUGGAGAGACUUGUGGGGCAGAAAGAAGGAUCCCGCCUUGAUAGUCUGCUGGAACUGCAGAAACUGAACGCUGGGUACCGUACGCGAGGAAGAGUUGAGCUGCAGCAGAUCUUAAAGCGGCGUAUGGAGCAGACGGACACGUUAGGGGAGGCAGACUUUGGUACUCGGCCUAGCUUCAUGCCUGAGACCCCUCCUGACUACUCCCCAGCUGAGUACAGAUGGUGAGUUUUCAAUGAUGGCUUGUGUUUAACUUAUUGUUAUCCUAUGCUGCAGGAUUUUAAUAUGCAGAUUUAAUGGAACAUAGUUAAACAUUAUUUAAUUACGAAAUGUUUUAGAGUUUAAACUGAACUAUCGCACACUAGACUGAAAAAAGUAACAAGUCUUGAUAUCAAUCCCUCAUACAUCGAGAAACCUAAAUUGUCUGGUCCAUAACUGAUUAUUUAUCAACUAAAGUUAAAAUGGCCAGUUGUGAAUGCCACUUCUGAUUAAUAACUACAUGGUAUUAUGAAAAAGGUGGAGGGAUAUAGAAUUGAUGUCCGUCCGUCUGUUAGUGUGUCCCUCUGUGACAACAAAUAUUUUAGGGCUUUAUUUCAGAAACUAUAAAAGAUAUCAACAUUAAACUUCAGGUGUAUAUAUAUCAAUGAGGAGAAGUGUCAUGCACAAGAACCAUAACCAUACACUGUUAAUUAAGAGUGAUUUGUUUUUUAUCCCCCGCCAUAGGCAGAGGGAUAUUGUUUUGGCAUUGUCCGUCCUUCCGUUCGUCCGGCACUUUUGUGUCCGGAGCCAUAUCUUGGAAGUGCUUUGGCAGAUUUCAUUGAAACUUGGUAUGAGUAUAUAUAUGGAUAAGAUGAUGAUGCAUGCCAAAUGGCAUUGUACACCAGCUGUUAAUAACGGAGUUAUGGCCAUUUGUAUUUUGAAAAAAUGCUUUUUUGUGUCCGGAGCCAUAUCUUGAAAGUGCUUUGGCGGAUUUCGUUGAAACUUGGUAUGAGUGUAUAUAUGGAUAAGAGGAGGAUGCACGCCAAAUGGCAUUGUACACCUUUGGAUAAUAAUGGAGUUAUGGCCCUUUGUAUCUUGAAAAUAUGCUUUUUUGUUUGUCCGGAGCCAUAUGUUGGAAGUGCUUUGACAGAUUUCAUUGAAAACUUGGUAUGAGUAUAUAAAUGGAUAAGAGGAUGAUGUCGGCGUUGUCCAUCCGUCCAGAAAUAUUUGUGUUCAGAAGUAUUUUGGCGGGGGAUUAAUUCUACAAAUUUGCUUGUUUAUUUGAUUUACUUUUCAGGGCUAUAUCUCAGAUACCAUGCAAGACUUCAACAUGAAAACUUCAUGGGUGUAUUGAUAUUAAUGAUAAGAAGUGCGCUGCUUAAGAACCAUCACUCUUCACUUUCUUAAAUAAGAGUUAUUGCCCUUUUUAUGCCACCGGAUCGAAUGAUGGGGGUAAAUUGUUUUUGGCCUGUCUGUCAUUGUAUGUGUGUGUGUUUGUGUGUCUAUGUCAAAACUUUAACCUUUGUCAUAACUUUUUAUGCCCCCGGUUGAGUGGCAUAUAGCAGUUGAACUGUCUGUCCGUCCGUCCGUCCGUCCGUCCGUCCGUCAGUCAGUCAGUCAGUCAGUCAGUCAGUCUGUCCGUCCUUCCGAAAACUUUAACGUUGGCCAUAACUUUUGCAAUAUUUAAGAUAGCAACUUGAUAUUUGGCAUGCAUGUGUAUCCCAUGAAGCUGCUCAUUUUGAGUGGUGGAAGUUCAAGGUCAAGGUCAUCCUUCAAGGUCAAAAGUAAAAAACAAAAUCAAGGGAAGUAAUAAGCUUUAAAAGGGAGAUAAUUUCUAAACCUUCCAAAUGAUAUAUUGAAACUUAUAUAUAAUAAUAUGAAACCAUACAACUGAAGCAUAAUCAAAAUGACAUUUUAUGAGGCCAAGCACACAAUGAUACUUUUGGGCUCUUAGGCACCUUAAGGUUACCUGUGAAUCUACAGUCACAGUAGUGGCUUAUAGUUAUUUGCUACUAAAAAUAGAGAUUUGUUAGAGACACUUAUUUUCAAGGGAAGUAAUUUAAAUAAUUAUAAAUCUCAGAUUAUAUAUUUCCUCACCAAGAAUUUAAGUUCUUUUCACACUUACUGAACAGAAUUUGUAUUUUGUUUAUUUAUAACUUAAAUGAUUGAUUUGUCAAAGUUUUUUUUUAUUGAUAUAAUUAUCAUUUCUUUCCUGUACUGAGUUGUGAAUGGUAGGUUUCAUUAUUUACCUGUGGACUUAUUCCCAUAUAAACAUGAUGAACUGUGGCUAUGAUCUCUUUGAUAUACCACCCCACCCCCUCAGUAGGGUGGCAUAUAGCAGUUGAACUGUCAGUCCGUCUGUCUGUCAGUCUGUGUGUCUGUCCGAAAACUUUAACAUUAGCCAUAACUUUUGCAAUAUUGAAGAUAUUUGGCAUGCAUAUGUUUCUCAUGAAGCUGCACAUUUUCGGUGGUGAAAGGUCAAGGUCAUCCUUCAAUGUCAAAGGUCAAAAAAAAAUAAUCCAAGGGAAGUAAUAAGCUUUAAAAGGAGAUGAUUUCUAUACCUGCCAAAUGAUAAAUAUAAAUUUUAUUUCAAAGCGGCGCAGUAGGGGGCAUUGUGUUUCUGACGAACACAUCUCUUGUUCAAUAUUAAAGAUAGCAACUUGAUAUUUGGCAUGCAUGUGUGUAUCUCAUGGAGCUGCACAUUUUGAGUGGUGAAAAAACAAGGUCAUCCUUCAAGGUCAAAGGUAAAAAAAAUCAAAGUGACGCAUUAGGGGGCAUUGUGUUUUUGACAAAUACAUCUCUUGUUUGUUUUUGUAUGAUGAAACUUUUUAGGGCUAUAAUUCAGAUACAAUACAAUAUUUCAAUAUGAAACUUCAUGGGUGUAUAGAAAUCAAUGGGAAGAAUUUCAAUGCAUAACAAGGGCUGUUUGUAAAACAUGCAUGCCCCCCAUAUGGGCUGUCCGUUGUAGUGGCAGCCAUUGUGUGAAUACGAUUUUUGUCACUGUGACCUUGACCUUUGACCUAGUGACCUGAAAAUCAAUAGGGGUCAUCUGCGAGUCACGAUCAAUGUACCUAUGAAGUGUCAUGAUCCUAGGCAAAAGCCUUCUUGAGUUAUCAUCCGAAAAUCAUUUUACUAUUUUGGGUCACCGUGACCUUGACCUUUGACCUUGUGACCUCAAAAUCAAUAGGGGUCAUCUGCGAGUCAUGAUCAAUCUACCUAUGAAGUUUCAUGAUCCUAGGCGUAUGCGUUCUUGAGUUAUCAUCCGAAAACCAUUUUACUAUUUCGGGUCACCGUGACCUUUGACCUAGUGACCUCAAAAUCAAUAGGGGUCAUCUGUGAGUCAUGAUCAGUCGUCGAAAUUCGCACUAGUCCGACAGCAAAAAACUAGUAUUUUUUCUUUCGGGCUUGUAGGAAAUCCAAUAUUACAAGCCCGACGUGCUUGUACAAUUCAUUUAACAGAAAACGAGUUCCACUUUCAUUUUCAAUAUUUGUAAACAAUGUUUUGAGUCGCUUAAAUCAACAGCCGCUUAUGUUUUAACACAUUGCGAACACGUGCUGGGCAAUCAGCCAAUAAUUGGAUUACUGCGCAUAAAGCGCAUGGUUUUGAGGUUCCCGGAUUACUAUUAUGUAAAAUAAAUGUUUUGCAAUGCGUUCGGGACACAGAGAGUAAUAUCCGAACAGUUGUCAUUCAAGUACGUCGUUGAGGAAUGCAAAUCUGAGCCAGGUAACUGUGAUUGACGCAUUUGUCAACUGGUUUUUUGUAGAAUAACCUGGCACUUAAUUGCUUAUAUAUUUUCUGGUGGUUCAGGUAUGCUCUCUCUUUCACAUGGAUAUAUGGGAUACAUUUCUGCUAUUUUUUUACCUAAACUUUAUGUAUAUAUUUAUAAUUGUGAUUUGAUUGAAAUCUGUGUGUGAAAUUAAUUUCUUCUUAUUUAAGGAUCCGAAAGAGGCUGGCUCAGAUGAUUAGGAAGCUAACUUGUAUGAGGAUGAAAUUAAUAAGAGAUUUGUAUUGUAUUCUAAAGAUUGAAUAAAUGAAUGCUUCUUUGGAUGUUUUAUGUUAUGUUUAUCUGCAUUUUUAACAAAAAUGUUUGGGCUGGUAAAAUCUGACUCGGGCUUGUUCAAAUUUCCAUAGUACUAGCCCGACUUGCUUGUAGAUUUAAAUCUGAAUUUCAAUGACUGCAUGAUCAAUCUACCCAUAAAGUUUCAUGAUCCUAGGCGUAUGCGUUCUUGAGUUAUCAUCCGGAAACCAUUUUACUAUUUUGGGUCACCGUGACCUUGACCUUUGACCUAGUGACCUCAAAAUUAAUAGCGGUCAUCUGCAAGUCAUGAUCAAUCUACCCAUGAAGUUUCAUGAUCCUAGGCGUAUGCGUUCUUGAGUUAUCAUCCGGAAACCAUUUUACUAUUUCGGUUCACCAUCACCUUGACCUUUGACCUAGUGACCUCAAAAUCAAUAGGGGUCAUCUGCGAGUCAUGAUCAAUCUACCCAUGAAGUUUCAUGGUCCUAGGCGUAUGCGUUCUUGAGUUAUCAUCCGGAAACCAUUUUACUAUUUCGAGUCACCGUGACUUUGACCUAGUGACCUCAAAAUCAAUAGGGGUCAUCUGCAAGUCAUGAUCAAUGUACCUAUGAAGUUUCAUGAUCCUAGGCCCAAGCGUUCUUGAGUUAUCGUCUGACAACCACCUGGUGGACGGACCGACCGACAGACCGACAUGAGCAAAGCAAUAUACCCCCUCUUCUUCGAAGGGGGGCAUAAAAACAAUAACCCUACUAUGAAUUACUUUUUAUGAUAUACUGUUUAUCAAGGGAUUUGCUCCCAUCCAUAAUCACAAUUUAUUUGGCAGGGGAUAUCAAUUUGAUUAUUUUUUUAUUAUUUUUACUGUUGACAGCCUCAGAUGAUGACCUUGGGAAUGCUGGGAAGACACUGAGGCACCUGCUGGAACGUCAGCGUAGAAAACUGCACCAGGUCAACAGGGGGCCCUACGAGUGAUAAACAAAUUGUGGAAGAGUGAGUGACCGGAAGCUUGCUUGUGUUACAGACUGUUAAUUUGGACAAAUGAUUUACAGAAUGUAGCUGGUUGGUUUAGCUCAGUGAAUAAAUUGAGUUAUACAUGUACUUCUUUACCUUGCAGAAAAUCCAUUGUUAUACAUGUCUUCCCCUCGGGAAAUGCGGUUCCAAUAUAAGCUUAUUGUAUUUGUACUUUUCUUAUACUAUGUAUGCAUAUUAUUCAUAAAGCAGUGCUUACAUUUUCUGUGAAUUAUAUUGCAUAUUAUAUUAGUGCCAUAAUUGUGUUGUCUUUAAAUUUGUAUUAAUAAUUUGUCAUUCUGUAUUUUUCAUAGAAAAAGAUCAAUGUAAUCAUGUUUUUGUAUCCUCUUUAUUGCCUUUAUAUUUAAAAAAAAUAUGUGAAACAAUCAUAGAAAAAAAUCAGUGAUCACAUAAUUUUGAAAAUCAAAAAUAUAUCAUUAAACUUGUAUAUGAUGUAUAUCAAUAUUCGUGUGCAAUGUGCAAUGUAUGUCAUGAUAAAAACAUAAUAAAUACUGGGCUAGUUCUUGAUUACACACCAGUAAGUGUAUUUUGGUUGUAUAGUUAUAUUGUAUUAUCUGCCACAGUGUUUAGCUGUAGCAACAUAUCAAGUGCAGUGUUCAUCUUUGUAUAUUUUGAGUAUUUAUGUGGUUUAAUGAUUGUAUUACAUAAUUUUCAAUUGAUUACAAUGUGUCAUUUUAAGUCAUACAGUAUAUUGUUUAUAUAUGAAUGUAAGCAGUAAGCCACACUUUUAUAUCAAGUCAGAGUUCAGAGCUUAGUUGUAAGUAUGUUAGAGAUUUUGCACAUUGUGAGCUAUUCAAUACUGAUUUUUUUUUUAUGCCCCCAAAGGAGGGCAUAUAUUGAUCGGACUGUCCUUCUGUCUGUCCGUCUGUCCUUCCGUCACACUUUGCGUUUAGCAUUCGAAAAAUGCUCAUAACUUCUAUGUCGCUUCACAAAGCAACUUGAUAUAUGGCAUGCAUGUGUAUCUCAUGGAGCUGCACAUUUUGAGUGGUGAAAAGUCAAGGUCAUCCUUCAGGUUAAAUAUAUGGCUUCAAAGCAGCGCAGAAGGGGGCAUUGUGUUUCUGACAAACAUAUCUCUUGUUGCAAAUGAAUAUUGUGAAACAUACUUUUAAAAUUUGCCUAUCUUCAUAUUUUAUGAUUUGUAGUUUGAAUGAAUAUGCAUACAAUUUGCAGUGCUGUUGUAUUGUAAUCUAGCAAUAAUCAUUAGUAUAUUUAUGUACUCUGGUAUAAAAAUAAUAAAUGACAUACAUAGUUA
Molecule: messenger RNA, 9259 nt
Organism: Dreissena polymorpha
Lineage: Eukaryota; Metazoa; Mollusca; Bivalvia; Myida; Dreissenidae
Product: epidermal growth factor receptor kinase substrate 8-like
Exons: 24
Coding region: 185-3214 (1009 amino acids)
Biological process (GO): regulation of Rho protein signal transduction; Rho protein signal transduction
Cellular component (GO): plasma membrane
Molecular function (GO): actin binding
Source: RefSeq, a predicted model, not a curated record